CUCCUCUCUUUUACUGUCAGUUCUGGUUUGCCCAUCUCUGCGUGUACUUCAAGGUCUUCUUACUGAUGCUUCAAGAUGAACACAACAGUUGAGGCCAUUACUGAAGGCUUUAACACAACUAAGUUUGACAACGUGUCCCACAGCAAGCCUGAUCUCAGACCAGUGAAAACACCUAACUCACCUAACACAGCAUCUCGACCUGAUUGGAUACUCUACACAGUUCCUGCAUCAGCCUUUCUGAUUGGGAUUGUUCUGUUUACGUACGUCUGCAAAACACAACGACGCAGAAAUGCACCUGCAAUGCAGAAGACAAACACAAAUGGACACUUUGCCACUUACACCGACUUUGGGUUCACUAAGAGCGCUACUCAGAGACAUAUGGAGACCAAUAAAAACAACAAGAAGGAUGACACGCAGUCCUAUGAGAAUGUAGAAGCAGCUAUCUACAGCAAUCAAGACAAAGUCACAUAUUAUGUUUCUGCAGAUGAAGAUUAUCUUAACCCGGAUGCAAUGGGGGAAGAGGAAGUGCCAGGGCCAGAAAAACUUCACAACAACACUCUACAACUACCUAGCAAUUUGACCGAUACGGAUGGAGAGUCAUAUGAGAACAUGGAGGGGUGUUUAUAUGCUCUGCCUCGCAAACAAACACAGCAACUCCAGGACGCCGCUGAAGAUGACGACUAUAUCAAUCCUGAUGAAGAUAGAAAACAAGAUCUCGCUCUGGACCAAACAGACACUGAGUCGUAUGAAAUUAUGGUUGGAUCAGACUGUCCUGUGUACACGACCCAUGACACCACGGAGGAUGAUUCAUAUGAACAGAUGAACGGAAUCCCAGUCCUGAUCUAGAAAGAAAUGGAUGGAAGAAGAGAGGGUGAAUGAAAGAGAUGCAGAGAAACAGACAACUGCAGUAAAACUGCAAUUUUUAAAGAGAGACAAAAGAGAAAAACUGAGUUUCUUUUUAAGAUUAAGACCUAGCAGCUACAGGAUGCGUAAUAGUUAUUUGUUAUUUUUACAAAUAAGUACUGAAAUCAAAAUAGACUGUUUAAUUUCUUUAAUAAUUUUUGUGUGCAUUGUUUUUUUUUGUCUCUCUCUCUCACAUAACCAAAGGCACACAGACCAAAAACAUAAAUCAAAUUUCACUAUGCAAUCAAAUCAAAUCCUGUAUUCAGUCCCCCGAUGAAUAUUUCACUAGAAAUGUCACAUGACAGAAUUUGAAACACUUGCGAAUGACACUUCACGUCAUUUGUAGACCUUAAAACAACAGUUUGUACAAUUUUUUUUUUUACAUUGAAAUAUCAGUUUCAAAAUCUCUCCGGCUUCCGUUUCUUUCUCUUGCCCCCCUUAAACGUCAAACACUGUAAGUUUGGUGAGUGGGUACAAAUUUCAGCUAAAAGUGCGGUCUGCUUUACGGCAGCAACAAAUGCACUUGAUGCACAGCCAGGAGUGGUCUGUAAUUACAACAGUGGUACAUUUGUGUGUGUGUGACGUCCUGGUCAUGUCUUACUUAAAAAUGCAAAUUCAUAAUUGAAAUGUAUUCCUAAAUAAUGAAUAGUUAUUUGAAUAGAAAACUGAUUUUUUUUAUUCAGUAUUGUUUGUUUGAAGCCUUGAUUUUAAGAUAUAACCAAGAUGUUUCUUUGUGGAAGUCACCAACUGGGUUGCAAUUGUAAAGAGCUUCCUGAACACUGUAUAUUGUUUUAUUGCUGUACUAAUAUUAAAAUAUCCGUCACAGUAAA
Molecule: messenger RNA, 1733 nt
Organism: Cyprinus carpio (common carp)
Lineage: Eukaryota; Metazoa; Chordata; Actinopteri; Cypriniformes; Cyprinidae
Source: RefSeq, a predicted model, not a curated record